CAACUCCUCCCCUUUUUGAAUAUGUAACCCGUCCAAUGAGAGCGAGGCAACACACACUGGGUUAUUCUCCAGCUCCGGUCAGCAGCAUCGCCGGUGCUGCCUUCUGUCGCCUCCACACGGAUAUUCCGUUCGGCUCUGUCGGGUCUCUGUCGCGGACGGCAACUAUGGCUGAUGCGGGAGAAGCCGGAGAAGAUGAAAUACAGUUCUUACGAACCGAUGAUGAGGUCGUCCUGCAGUGUUCUGCCACAGUCCACAAGGAGCAGCAGAAGUUGUGUCUGGCAGCGGAGGGCUUCGGAAACAGGCUCUGCUUCCUCGAGUCAACAUCCAACUCUAAGAAUGUCCCUCCAGACCUGUCCAUCUGUACGUUUGUCCUGGAACAGUCCCUCUCAGUACGGGCCCUGCAGGAGAUGCUGGCCAACACAGAGGAGAAGGCAGAAGGGAAAUUCAUGAUGAAGACGGCCCAGGGAGGGGGCCACCGCACCUUACUGUACGGACACGCUGUUCUGCUACGACACUCCUACAGCGGCAUGUACCUCUGUUGCCUAGGUACCUCCCGAUCGUCAACCGACAAACUGGCGUUUGAUGUUGGACUGCAGGAAGACACAACAGGAGAAGCCUGUUGGUGGACUAUCCACCCUGCCUCCAAGCAGAGGUCAGAGGGAGAGAAAGUCCGAGUCGGGGAUGACCUCAUCCUAGUUAGCGUGUCAUCAGAACGAUACCUGGUGAGUCUCUGAUGCCCUUUUCACACUUUCAUACUGACACCAACCAAACGGUGUUGCCUUGGAGAUUUCAUUUUUGUUUUGUACUUUUAGCAACUAUGGCAGAUCAUGCUAGCUCAGUUCACCUUGGUUUGUCUCAGUUCAAUCCGGCUAGUGUGAAAAGCCCUUGACUUGGUUUCCAGUUCAGUGAACCAAUAAUCAGAGGUAACAUGGAUCAGGUGUGACCUUUAUUGAAUAUUGAAUAUUUGUCAUCUGGAUUAGAUUAGAAUUAGAUUCUCCUUGUCAGUUCCAUUUGGAACCAGAACUCAACAACCCCAAAACAGGAGCAAAAAUCAACUGUCUGGUACACAGGUCCAGUCCAACAGUACAUUUCUCUAAAUGUAAUACACAGGUCCAGUCCAACAGUACAUUUCUCUAAAUGUAAUACACAGGUCCACUCCAACAGUACAUUUCUCUAAAUGUAAUACACAGGUCCACUCCAACAGUACAUUUCUCUAAAUGUAAUACACAGGUCCAGUCCAACAGUACAUUUCUCUAAAUGUAAUACACAGGUCCAGUCCAACAGUACAUUUCUCUAAAUGUAAUACACA
Salvelinus fontinalis (brook trout) is the source of this 1309-nucleotide messenger RNA. Its product is annotated as ryanodine receptor 2-like. Gene Ontology annotation, biological process: calcium ion transport. The record is from RefSeq and is a predicted model, not a curated record. Gene Ontology annotation, cellular component: sarcoplasmic reticulum membrane; Z disc; sarcolemma. NCBI's taxonomy places the organism in Eukaryota, Metazoa, Chordata, Actinopteri, Salmoniformes, Salmonidae. Gene Ontology annotation, molecular function: ryanodine-sensitive calcium-release channel activity. The transcript has 7 exons. Bases 36 to 734 code for a protein of 232 amino acids.